Morchella importuna is the source of this 816-nucleotide messenger RNA. RefSeq lists its product as uncharacterized. Gene Ontology annotation, molecular function: structural constituent of ribosome. Lineage: Eukaryota; Fungi; Ascomycota; Pezizomycetes; Pezizales; Morchellaceae. The transcript is spliced from 3 exons. Gene Ontology annotation, cellular component: mitochondrial small ribosomal subunit. Gene Ontology annotation, biological process: mitochondrial translation. The record is from RefSeq and is a predicted model, not a curated record. The coding region runs from base 1 to 816 and encodes 271 amino acids.
AUGGCAUCAGUUGCAGCUUCAAUUCGAAGGGUUGUGACCACCACUGCUCGCCAGUCACCCUUACAAGUAUGUCGGUCUGCAAUUAAGAUGCCUCUUGUCCCCCGGUCGUUUUCAUCAUACCAAUCCCUAUGGGCCGAAAUGGACACCGGUAGUCAAGUAGGAAUGAAUGUGCAAGCUGGACAGAGAGUAGAAGUUUUAGACGGAGUUGCUCACCGUGAGCCACCUGAGGGGGAUCUGGACAAUAUCGCUGAGAAGGAAUGGGAGUUUGACGAUUUCAGCUCCAUGGCACAUGCGGAACUUGAGAGGCAUAGGGAGGCAAGACAAUAUGCCAGAAUAGCGGCGUAUGAAAUGCCACGACUAUCCGAGCUUGUCAGGCCGUUCGUCCCCCCCAACGAAAAGGAAAUUCUCCGUUUUCGCUACACUACUUAUAUGGGCGAAAAACAUCCAGCUCAGUCCAAAGUAGUUUGCGAAUUUGCCACAUCAGAUCUUCCCCUCACACAGGUCGAGAGGAAUAAGUUGAUUAAGCUUGCGGGGGUCAGAUAUAACCCUGACACGGAUAUCGUUCGCAUGUCGAGCGAGAUGUUUCAGCACCAGGCGCAGAAUAAGAGGUAUCUUAGUGAUUUGGUAGACUCCCUUGUUGCGGAAGCAAAGGAUUCGACAGAAACAUUUGAGGAUAUACCAUUCGACUUUCGACAUCAUGAAGCAAAGAAAGCCCCCCCUAAGCCGAAAUUUCCGAAGGAGUGGAGGUUGAGUCCUAAGAGACGGGCACAGCUAGAGGAGGAGAGAGCAAACCUUGAAAACAUGUUUGAGCAAUAG